Molecule: messenger RNA, 1853 nt
Organism: Lactuca virosa
Lineage: Eukaryota; Viridiplantae; Streptophyta; Magnoliopsida; Asterales; Asteraceae
Source: the annotation of a GenBank genome assembly
AUGACGGAGACACCACCACCGGAGCAACCCUCAACACCACCUCCACCACCUUCUCUCUACAUACAUCCACGCCGUGAACCAUUCGAGCAUGGUCUCAUCCCUUUGCAGAAACUCAUCUUCACAGACGCCACACAAACCCUAACCUCUCUCCGUGACAAACUUCUUCAACAUCCAGUUGCCAAAGAUCAACCAAACCGCAUUAGCUCCGCAGUUCUAUCUGAAACGCUACAGAUCUCCCCAGAACACGCCCGACUUGUCUUUGAGAUAAUCGCUUCUGUUCACCCCUUCGAUUCGGACCCGCUUGUGACGGCUAAACCUGACGAGAUUGAUUCCGUUGGCGUCAAUGUCUACGAUCUCAUUAUUUUUCUGUACAUACAGUCGUACAAGCGUUUGCUUCCUAGAGGACAUAAGGAUUCCGCUGCUAUUGCGGAUGUUUGGCCAUCUACUUCUGCAUUCGAUGGCUUUUUAUCUGCUCUUACGCCGUUACAGGUGAUUCCAUUGAUUGUCUCUACUUUAUCUCUUGCACGCAGCAACGUACGGCGUUCUAUGCCAUCACAAGCUGAUGAAGAAGCUCAUCAACUAUCGUAUCUACAGAAGCAUUUAGGCAACAUAAUAUCUCUGUUGGCUGACUCUGUGGAAGGUCAAGGUGAAGGCGAAGAUUCACUGGUUUUGACAAUGGAAAACUUUGAGCAUCUUGAUUUUCUGAUAUAUUUUGGCGAAAAAGGAUCACAGAAGAUUCCAUUGAGCCAAAAUGCUCCAUUUUUUGCUAAUUCAGAUCCUGAUAUGCCCGCAGCCCCAGUUCAUGCAUCACAGGUUCAUGAUUGGAUUAUACAGAACAUUUCUUCUGCAUUGGAACAUAUCUCUGAAAGAGUUGCUGCAAAAGAGAAUGGGCCAAGUAAUGCUUCUGAUCAGGAUGCUAUGAUGGCUGAUGCUUAUGGAAACACAAUGAAGGCCUCAAGUAGUACUAAGAGUUCCAGUUUUAUUGAGGGGAUUUCCAAACAAUCAUAUGUAAAGCAACCAUCUGAACUCAAAAGCUCUUUUGUAAAGAUUAUAAAUUGCCAUGAAUCUGUUAUUUACAUCUUGGCUCCUUUGAGAUAUGCCACAAUAUAUGGAUGCUCUGAUGCGACAAUAGUGCUUGGUGCUGUUGGGAAGGCUGUAAGGAUUGAGCAUUGUGAAAGAGUCCAUGUGAUUUCAGUAGCAAAGCGUAUCUGCAUUGCUAAUUGUCGCGAAUGUGUAUUCUUUUUGGGGGUGAAUCAGCAACCACUUAUUGUUGGUGACAACCAUAAACUUCAGGUCGCACCAUAUAAUACAUUUUACCCAGAGUUGGAAGAGCACAUGAAAGAAGUUGGUGUUGAGAGUGUUCCUAACAGAUGGAAUGAGCCAAUUGCAUUGGGUUUGGUGGACCCACAUGAUUCCAUGUCUCAUCCUGCUGGUGUGUCUGAUUGUCAAACAGAGUCUGCUACUUGCUUAGAAACAGAUCAGUUUACCAACUUUUUGAUUCCAAAAUGGCUUCAAGGUGAAAAAGAAUCUGGGCCCACAAAAGACAAUCCAUUUCCAUUGCCUGAUGUCUAUUUGUCAUCUCAGCACAGAAAUGACAAGAAUUUGGUGGAGGUUAAACAAAUAUUGAAAGAAUCACAACUGGAAGAUACCAAAAAGAGGGAAUUAUCAACUGCACUUCAUGUCUACUUUAAAGACUGGUUAUAUGCCUCUGGGAAUGUUAGACAAUUGUACUGCUUACAGGGAGAGUAGCAUUAAUUGUGCAACGAAGCGAAGGAAAUAUAUAAAAAUUAAAACUCGAUUUCGAACAUUUUUGGCUUAACAUGGAGUGGAGUAUGAUUUUGCUAACUCAUUGU